GAGAGGUGAUGUAAAUUUACACCUUAACACUGAAGAAGAAAACUUAAACCCCUUUUCGACGCAAAAUUCAAUUCUCAGUAAUGAACGGCAACCUUAACGGCGAUCGCGACUCCGUUAACUUUUAAUCGGAAUGUAUAAAACUCCGGCAACCAGCGGUGGCAGCAACGGCGGUGGCAUCGCCGUAACCACCACCACCUCCGUUCAAUCGCCACACACGUCAGACAUCGGUGAUCGGAGCCACCACCGCUCCGCCGCUUCGAGAGCCUCUCAAUUUCAUCCGGCGAGACCUGCAAUCAUCGACCUGUUUAAUCUCUAUCUCGGUAUUAACGGCCGGAAUAAGUCGGAUGAUUCGAUUCGAGAACCUCCGAACAAGACACAAAAGCGCAUUACAGCUCUUAAUAUAGACAUUCCUCCACGCGAUGCACAAUUUCUUCCAGAUUUUGAACAGCUUCAGAGUCAGUUUCCUGAUCAUGAGCAGUUAUAUACCGUGGUUGAGUCCGUGCUAGUGUCUCUGGUCAUUCAGUGUAGUAAUCAUGGACCAAGAUCAAAGUUUAUUCUUUUUGCCAUACGUAGUCUGUACAGUAUUGGGUACAUAUACUGGGAUUCUUUUCUGCCAUAUCUUCUUUCUUCCGUCACCUCUGUGGAAACGUCGGUUAAUAUCUUUUCCACAACUUCACCACAGUCGGAUGUCUCCGCCACAUCAGCGGCGGGCCCCAAUUUAUCUAAUAUCCCGUCUCCAAAUCUUGAAUCUUCCAUGGUUUCAGCAAAUGCACAGUCAUGUAUGGCUAUAAGCAGCUUGCGUAAGUUGUUAUGUGAGAUUUUCAUUUCUGCGUUGGAAUCUAACCAAAAGCCGAGUACUUAUGCUGAUAUUUUCAACAAAACACUGAGCUGGCUGAUAAACUGGGAUCUAUGUCAGAACGGGAGUGAUGAGGUUGAUGGAGUAAAACCGUAUAAACGCGAUAAAGCAUUAUUUGAAUGGCUACGCAAGUGUUUACGUGUUGUUAGGAUGUUGGUUGAGGAUAACAAAUGUCGUGUGCCAUUUUAUGAACUAUUGAGAAGUGGACUGCAUUUUUCGGAAAAUUUGCCGGAUGACGUGGCGUUAUUUACGCUCGUUUUUGAGGUUCAUAGGAGACGAGAUAUGAUGGCUGUGCACAUGCAAAUGUUGGAUCAACAUCUUCAUUGCCCUACGUUUGGGAAUCAACGCCUUCUUAAUCAGGCUGCAGUUAAUACGUUAAGUGAAUCAAAUACUACUUUAAGACACUCACCUAUUACAUACCCCAGUGUGCUUGGAGAACCGUUACAUGGCGAGGACAUUCUGCUCACAAUUCAAAGAGGAAGUCUUGAUUGGGGAAGAGCUAACCGCUGUAUUAGGCACGCCAUAAGAAAUACACCAUCACCUGAUUGGUGGCGGCGUGUGCUUGUGGUGGCGCCAUGUCACCGGCCCAAUUCACAAGGAUCAACACCAGGUGCUGUUUUUAGCUCUGAUAUGAUCUGUGAAGCAACCAUUGACCGAAUUCUCGAACUCUUGAAGAUUACAAAUUCUGGUGUUAAUUGUUGGCAAGAUUGGCUUAUCUUUUCAGAUUUGUUCUUUUUUCUAAUGAAAAGUGGUUGCAUGGAUUUUGUUUAUUUUGUCGACAAGUUAGUUUUACGCUUAGCUGAAAAAGAUCACCAAGUUCUCAGAACAAAUCAUGUCACAUGGUUGUUUGCACAGAUAAUUCGGGUUGAGCUUGUAAUGAGUGCUUUGAACACAGACUCAAGAAAGGUGGAGACAUUGAGAAAACUUUUGUCGUUUCACAAAGAAGCUAGCAGCCCAGAUUCUGAUAAUCCGCGAAGUAUGCUACUUGAUUUUGUAUGCAGUUGUCAGACCCUUCGUAUAUGGUCGCUGACCUCAUCAGCCAGAGAAUAUUUAAAUAUGGAGCAACUUCGUAAAGCAAAAAAAAUAGAUGAAUGGUGGAGGCAAGUAAGUAAAGGUAAAUACAUGAUGGAUUAUAUGAAUUUGGAUGACAAUUCAAUCGGAAUGUUUUGGGUCGUAUCUUACACCAUGGCACAGCCCGCUUGUGAGAUGGUGAUGACGUGGCUAACAUGUGACGGAUAUACAGAAUUACCUGAACCGAAUCCACAGGCUAACGGGACGAUUACUGUUAGGCGGGAGGUUAAUCCCGUGUCGUUAUCACUGAUGUCGGGAUUUUCGAUUCAUUUGUGCAUGAAGUUGGCUUUUCAGAUGGAAGAUAAUAUGUUUUCCGGAGUGCAUGCACCUAACAUUGCUAUGGUGGAAACAUAUACUCGGUUGUUCCUUAUUCAACCUCAUUCAUUGUUCCAUCCACUUUUAAGUCAUCUGCAUCAGAAGAAUCCUGAAAUUCUUAAUAAACCUGGAGCUAUAAUUUUAGUGCUUGAAAUUCUUAACUACCGGCUGUUUUCCUUGUACAGGUACCAGGGGAAGAACAAAUCAUUGAUGUAUGAUGUUACGAAAAUUCUGUCCACGUUAAAAGGAAAACGUGGAGAACAUCGCGUAUGUAGAUUGGCUGAAAACUUGUGCAUGAAUCUCAUUAUGUCAUUAAGAGAAUUCUUUUUUGUGAAGAAGGACGGGAAGGCUUGUUUAAAUCUGGAACAGGGACCUACUGAGUUCACAGAAACAUUGAAUCGUGUAACCGUAAUGACUCUUGCUAUUAUCAUUAAAACCCGUGGAAUUUCUGAUGCUGGGCACCUCUUAUAUCUUCAAACUAUGUUGGAACAAAUAUUGGCCAAUAGCACACACACAUGGUCCCACAAGACGAUGUUUUACUUUCCGUCUGUUCUUCGCGAUGCCUUGAUUGGGAGGACAGAUAAGCGGCCCCUAGCAAUCCAAGCAUGGAAGCAGGCGGAAGCAACUGUGAUUCAUCAGUGUAAACAGCUACUCUCACCACCAGAUGACCCCACUUAUGUAAUGACUUAUAUAAGUCACAGUUUUCCUCAACACAGACUAUAUCUUUGUGCUGGAGCAUGGGUUCUGAUGCGUGGGCACCCGGAGGAUAUCAACACGGGAAAUCUGGGACGUGUUCUCAGAGAAUUUUCCCCUGAGGAAGUGACUUCGAAUAUAUAUACCAUGGUGGACAUCAUUCUGCAUAAUAUUCAGCUGGAGCUACAACAACAUGCACAUUCCAUGCAGGAUGUUAUUUCAAAUACGUGCAACAAUCUGGCAAAAUUUAUUUGGAUCCACGAGUUACUACCUCCAGAUAUUUUACUUCUGGCCCUAACUGACCGUGAUGAUGAUCCUCACGCGUUGCGUAUUGUGGUAAAUUUACUUGAACGAAAGGAGCUUCAACAGAGGAUAAAUUGUUACAUUGCUGAUCGAGGCAAUCCUGACCAUUGGCUUCAAAAUGGAGUUUUUAAACGUGUCGACUUGCAGAAGGCUCUUGGCAGUCAUUUGUCAUGGAAUCAAAAGUACCCAACAUAUUUUGACGAUAUUGCAGCACGUUUAUUCCCUGUGAUCCCUUUAAUCCUUUAUAGACUUAUCGAAAAUGAUGCGACAGAAGCAGCUGAUAGGAUUCUUCAAAUAUAUUCAUCUUUUCUUCAUUAUUAUCCUUUGAAUUUUACAUUCGUGCGUGAUAUUCUUGCAUAUUUCUAUGGACAUCUACCCGCGAAACUCAUUUUUCGGAUACUGAACAUACUCGAUAUUAAAAAGGUGCCAUUUUCCCAGUUAUUUCAAGAACGCAUCAAUUCAUCAGAAGCCACAUGUCCCCCACUCGAGUACUUCGCAUCUCUUUUGUUAAAGAUUGUGAAUAAUGUCAUCCCUCCGUUACAUAUCUCAAAAGAUGAGGGACAAAAUCGUAAUUACAACCCUACAACUAACCAAUCAGGAUCAGCAAACAACGCUUUUGAACCUCAAAAAGCGUUCUAUCAAAUACAAGAUCCCGGAACAUAUACACAACUUGUUCUUGAAACCGCAGUUAUAGAAAUAUUAUCUCUCCCGGUAACCGCAACACAAAUUAUUUCAGCAUUUGUACAGAUAAUUGUAAAAAUAGUCAAAGUACAGCCUAAUCCUAUUCAAUCUAAUAAUGGUUUCGGUAUGUCACCAAGUAGUUUAUAUUCAUUCUCUGAUAGCAACGAUGCUUCUGGGGACUGCGGGUCAAAGUCAAACCCUUUGACCAUAGGGGUUGACUUCUCAAACUCUGUUUUGAUGAUCCAAGCUUGUGGUCUCUUGUUGGCUCAGCUUCCUGUUGAGUUUCACGUUAAGCUUUAUGAAGAGGCGUCACGUGUGAUUAAAGAUAAUGAAUCACACUCGGUUGUUGCGUAUGCGUUGUUGGAUCCGACAUGGGCCGCUCAAGAUAACACCUCAACGGCCCUUGGAAAUGUGGUGGCCCUGAUCCAUGCAUUCUUCUGGAAUCUUCCGCAGCAAUGGUUAGACAAUACGCAUCUCCUCAUAAACCAACUAAGGCCUGUUUCAUCUGUCUCAAUGCUUAGAAUAGCCUUCCGUAUAAUCGGGCCUUUGCUGCCAAGAUUAGCUAAUGCUCAUAGUCUCUUCAUUAAGACUCUUGAACUGCUUUUAAGCACGAUGGUGGAUGUGUUCGGGAAGAAUACUAAACCGUUAAUUCCCGUUGAAGCAUCGGACAUAACGGAUCUUAUCGACUUCCUUCACCAUGUGGUGCAUUAUGAAGGUCAGGGCGGGCCCGUACAGCCCAAUUCGAAACCGAGGCCCGAUGUAUUGGCUUUAUGCGGUAGAGCCAUUGAAAACAUGCGUCCGGAUGUUCAACGUCUUCUUUUUCACUUAAAACCCAACGUAAGUUCUAUUUAUGCUGCAACUAAAAACUCUCAAAACCCGUCCUAACCUCAGGUUCUUCAUUGUUCAGUUUUCUUGUUUAAAUGGUUUCGUAUAACUUACCGAAUUUGUAUAGAUGAAUUAGGGUUUUGCAUGAUAAAAUUGGCCAAAUUGUACAUUUGAGGGCAAGUUUUUUUUUUUUUUUCUUUU
Helianthus annuus (common sunflower) is the source of this 4945-nucleotide messenger RNA. RefSeq names its product mediator of RNA polymerase II transcription subunit 23. Gene Ontology annotation, biological process: positive regulation of gene expression; regulation of transcription by RNA polymerase II. Lineage: Eukaryota; Viridiplantae; Streptophyta; Magnoliopsida; Asterales; Asteraceae. Gene Ontology annotation, cellular component: transcription regulator complex; mediator complex. Bases 131 to 4804 code for a protein of 1557 amino acids. The transcript has 21 exons. The record is from RefSeq and is a predicted model, not a curated record.